Molecule: messenger RNA, 1357 nt
Organism: Strongylus vulgaris
Lineage: Eukaryota; Metazoa; Nematoda; Chromadorea; Rhabditida; Strongylidae
Source: the annotation of a GenBank genome assembly
CGCUUUAAGUUUCCCUUUCCAGAUCGGAACAUACGUGGAAAAGUUCUUUGCUUCCGAACUAUCGGGUAAUGUUAUUGAUCUCUGUCCGGUUGGUGCUCUUUUGAACAAACCUUACAGCUUUACUGCUCGACCUUGGGAAACACGAAAAACUGAAAGUGUUGACGUAAUGGAUGCGAUUGGCUCAAAUAUAGUGGUUUCCCACAGAACAGGCGAACUGCUUCGCAUCAUACCGAAAAUGAACGACGAGGUAAAUGAGGAAUGGAUUAGUGACAAGGCUCGCUUUUCUUACGAUGGGAUGAAAACUCAGCGCCUCCUCUGCCCAAUGAUCAAAGAUCAGGAAGGUGUUUUGAGGCAAGCUUCAUGGGAAGAAACGCUAUUCACUGUUGCGCAGAAGUUCCGUGAAACACCAGCUGAACAGAAGGCUGCUAUUGUUGGAGGUUUGAAUGAUGUUGAAGCUAUGGUGGCAUUAAAGGAUUUAUUCAAUCGAUUUAAUUCGGAAAAUGUCUGCACUGAGGAUGAGUUCCCUGCUACUUCUGACUUGAGAUCUAACUACAUUAUGAACGAUUCAAUCAUGGGAAUAGAGAGUUGCGAUGCACUAUUGCUUGUGGGUACGAAUCCUCGCUACGAAGCCGCUGUACUCAACGCCAGGAUUAGAAAAGCUUAUUUGUACACGGAUAUCGAAAUUGGAGUCAUUGGUGGGCAUUCGGAUCUUACAUACGACUACGAACAUCUUGGAGAUAACGCCAAAGCACUUGAUGAUGUGAUGGCCGGCAAAUCGACAUUCGCGAAGCACUUCUUGGCUGCUAAGAACCCCAUGAUUAUUGUUGGUUCGGCUGCUCUGCAUGGCGAAAAGGGAGCUGCGGUUUUGGCUAAAGUCCAACAGCUGGCAGAUAAGGUGCGAUCGGGUAGCUCUUGUGACAAAUCUAGAAAGGUAGUGAACAUUCUGCAACAAUGGGCUGGACAAGUUGGAGCUUUAGAUAUAGGAUAUCAGGCUGGUACAGCUGCAAUUCGCAAAAAACCAAUCAAAUUCCUCUAUUUACUGGGAGCUGACGAGGGCAAAGUUACGAAGCAAAACUUGGAUCCAUCCGCUUUUGUUGUUUAUCAGGGACAUCACGGAGAUGCAGGAGCAGAAAUGGCUGAUGUGAUUUUACCAGGAGCUGCUUACACCGAAAAAGAGGGAACGUUUGUGAAUACCGAAGGACGAGUGCAGAGAACGCUGCCGGCCGUUCCACCGCCAGGUGAUGCUCGUGUUGAUUGGAAGAUCAUCAGAGCGAUUUCAGAAGUUGCUGGAAAACCUUUGCCAUAUGAUGAUUUAAAGCAACUGCGACGUAGGAUGGCAGAAGUUCGUCUUUUUUUU